AUGCUGCAGUCAUUCAACCAUUUUUUUCUUUCAGGCGCUUAUGUAAGUAUUACAACGGAAACCCGGGAAGGAGGGAAGCCAAGAAAAAAUAAUAAACAACGACCAGCAGAGGCACCAUCGCUGCAGUCGAUUGAUUCAGAGAGAACUUUUAGUUUUGUACAGAAAGAAUCGGAGCCCUAUUUCGGUAAGAAGGUGAAUGUCGUUGCAGAGUACGAUAACAGCAACAAUUUGCUGCACUUGAAGUUCAUCAACAACGAGGAGAUUCCUCACGGCGUGUUACAGAUCGUCAAUAUGACCCUACACUUCCACCCGUAUUUGCGCGCUGUCACCCUGCGCCGCGGUCUCGACAAGCAGGUGCUGCAUCAGCUCUGUCAGAUGCAGGCACUAGCAAAUAUCACCGAACUCUGCAUUGAACAGUGUUAUCUGAAAGAAGGAUGCUACUACGUUCUACUGGAAUCACAAAAGAACCUUAAAUACUUAUCUCUGCCACGGUGCAGCAUCGACGAUGACGUCCUGGAAGCGAUAUCAGCACGGCUACAGCCGCCAUAUCAAGCAUCGAAAACAUUGGUUGUUCUGGAUUUGUCCUCAAACAGAAUCACUGACGAGGGAGCCAAAGGCCUAGCCGAGAUUCUGAGGACAAACAGAAAACUAAGUUACCUGAGUUUGAUGAACAAUAUGAUCGGCGAUAAAGGAGCGACAGCGCUGCUCGACACAUUGAUGCUGUUCCCGCUGCGGUCAGAGGAGUGCUCUGACGUGGUGUUGCGCCGCGCACGCUUUCUGGCCUACAAAACUGCGCUGAUAGUGCCUAAUAUUGCUGAUAAGCAAGCUGAGGAACUCAUAAAGAGGAAAACGGUGAAAAGGUUGCACUCGUCGCCACGGUUCAGGAUAAGCACAAACAAUAAAAGUUCUGACAUGGAUAUCUCACACAAGAGGAGUAGCGAUAGCUACAGAAGCAGCUCCAUAGCGGUAAGUGGGGGCCUGUAUGAUAAGACAAAGUCGUCGAUUGAUUUAAUAGUGGCUGAUUACUGGCACGCGUACAGCGAAAAGAACACUGUGCAUAAGGCAGACGGUCUAUACUGCCGUGGCAACGACACUCUCAACUACUUAAAUCUGGCGUACAAUAAUCUGAGCGCAGUGGCGCUGCACAAGCUGGCGAGGGUAGUGGAAGCGCAGCGUAUUGCUAUGCGCGGUGGACUCUUCUGCGUCAACUUGGACGGGAACCCCAUGCCACUUGACAGCGAAUUCUUCACCUAUAUAGACGAGUCGCUACGGGUGCGCCUUGCCUCGCUUGUAUCCGGCCGCCCUUCUCGCACCGCCAAGAUCAAUAGGCUCCGCGCGGGUAAAAAUCCUCCCUAACCCUUCACAAUACAUGUGCCGCCAUCACAUAGUCAGCCAGUAUUUCAGACCCUGGGCGGUCAUGCUCCGAAACAAAUUCCGUAAAAUACUGACUGUGACUUCUAUUGUUUUUUAAUAAAGAUGAUAUGUAUAAGAAAUUAAUUAA
Hyposmocoma kahamanoa is the source of this 1501-nucleotide messenger RNA. RefSeq lists its product as uncharacterized. The record is from RefSeq and is a predicted model, not a curated record. The coding region runs from base 1 to 1356 and encodes 451 amino acids. The transcript has a single exon. NCBI's taxonomy places the organism in Eukaryota, Metazoa, Arthropoda, Insecta, Lepidoptera, Cosmopterigidae. Gene Ontology annotation, molecular function: protein binding.